Messenger RNA from Thlaspi arvense, 963 nucleotides. NCBI's taxonomy places the organism in Eukaryota, Viridiplantae, Streptophyta, Magnoliopsida, Brassicales, Brassicaceae. The record is from the annotation of a GenBank genome assembly.
AGUUUAAAGGAAAAACCGGAUGCUACCGUUGCUAAAGACGGUACAGGGAGAUUCAAGACCGUGCAAGAAGCCAUUGCUGCUGCGCCGGAGCAUGGCAUGAAUCGGUAUGUCAUCUAUGUAAAACAGGGUAUCUAUGAUGAAGUUGUCAGGAUUGGGGAAGGGAAGGUGAACAUAACACUCGUCGGAGACGGUAGCGAGUUGACGAUUCUCAGCGCCAGCCUGAACAAUAAAUAUGGAUACAGCACCUACAACUCGGCAACCUUAGGUGUUGACGGCGAUGGGUUCAUAGGUCAAGAUCUAUGGAUCAGGAACACGGCGGGGGCAUCUAAGGGCCAAGCAGUUGCCCUAAGGGUUAGCGCAGACAGAGCCAUCUUAUACAGGUGUCGCAUAGAAGCGUUCCAAGACUCUCUGUACGCGUACAAGAACAGACAGUUUUACAAAGACACUUACAUCAGCGGGACCAUAGACUUUAUCUGCGGAGAUGCAAAGGCGGUUUUCCAGUCCUGCCGCAUCGUGGCUCGCAAGCCAAUGGCAUCAGAGAGCAACGUUAUAACGGCGCAGUCAGCAAACAGCACAGACGAGAGGACGGGAUUUAUAUUCCACAAAUGCAUUCUAACUGCAAGCGUUGAUCUUGAACCGGUGAGAAAAGUUGUUAAAACGUACUUAGGGCGCCCCUGGGGUGCGUACGCAACAGUCGUGUUUAUGAAGUCUUCUAUGGGCGAUUUGAUAACCCCCGAGGGGUACACUCCAUGGAGUGUCAAAGACCUUGGACGAUCGUCCACGGUAGACUACAGGGAGUACAUCAAUACCGGUCCUGGGGCGGACACUCGGAGAAGAGUGAAUUGGAAAGGAUUCGGAGUUAUUCAAGACCCCGAGGAGGCUGAAUGGUUCACUGUCAGAAAAUUUAUUCAGGGGGAUGACUGGAUUCGCUCCACGGGAGUGCCCUAUGAGGGUGGUCUAUAA